This is a messenger RNA of Tympanuchus pallidicinctus (lesser prairie-chicken), 2536 nucleotides long. It is a transcript of the gene AKAP14, whose product is annotated as A-kinase anchoring protein 14. Lineage: Eukaryota; Metazoa; Chordata; Aves; Galliformes; Phasianidae. The record is from RefSeq and is a predicted model, not a curated record. Gene Ontology annotation, cellular component: cAMP-dependent protein kinase complex. Gene Ontology annotation, molecular function: protein kinase A regulatory subunit binding. The transcript is spliced from 4 exons. The coding region runs from base 1803 to 2414 and encodes 203 amino acids.
UGAAAACAAAUGAUAUUACAUGGCACUCAUAAGAGAGAAGCUAGAAUAUAUUUAUUUACAUAAUGUAGAUAUAACAUAGUGAUUUAACAGCAACUUCUCAAGAUUUGGGAUAAGUGGAUACAUUUGAUUAUUUACUGCAUAGAGGGUAGGGUAGACACAUAGGAGGCCCCCCCAUUGAGUCACAAGGUUCAGAGUGGACACCCUUCUUAAACUUGAUCAAUGAAGGUAAAGAACCCAAGCACAGCUGGAUCCACUCUUAGUCCUAGAUUUGGUCAACAGUUUACGUCUAAAGGAUUACAUGUGCACACUCAAUAUAGUCUUAGUGAAGCUAGUAGAGCUUUCAACCAAUAUAAGAUGUAAUCUUAGCAAGGCUAACAGAGCCUAAAACACACUAUUAGUCACUUACCAAGGAUGUGUAUCAGCAUGCUGUCUUGACAUCAAGUAUGAGAUCUUUCACAGGCAUAACCUCAAUGGGAUUCCCUACUCACGGGAAGAUCCUGUUGUGCAGCCAGCUGCUGUGCAGGAGAGCUCAAGGUAGGCUUUUGGGCUGACUCCCUGUUUAUGGGGUAUGAUUGACUCAUAGCUGCCAGUUUGCUUUUUAGGAGCCUGCUCAAUUGGUCUUCAGCUGUUGAACAAGGUGUCUGCUAUCAGCUCUUUCAGGCCCCCGAGUCUGAGGCAGAUUUGUGGUUGUUAAUCUAGCUUAGCAAAAGCAUUAUCAGUACUGUUGCUCAUUGUCCAUUGGCCUUGUCUGUAAGGUCAGCUCUGAGGAGGCAGUUGGGGGAAGGAAGGCCGUGGGUGGCAGGGAGCAAUCUGUUACAUCACCACACUGAAUGGAGUGUUUCACUGUGAGGCACAGGUGUGAACAACCAGAAACAAUCAGAUAUUGAACAAGGCACAGUCACAUGAACUAGAAAUUUCUGAAGUCGCUGUGGCUGGAAAAUUAAGCCUUAGCUACACAAAGGCUACAGAAAUAGCACCAGGCUGGCAACAAACACCCCUUAUAUUGAGGAUACCCAGCACUAGAAAUUGUGUUAACUGUAGCUAAGUCUGUUUCUCCGUUCUUCAGAAGUAUUUUGGUAAUGCAGUUUCCUUUAUUUGCUUGUAGCCACACUGAAAAACAACAAAUAUUGUGGGAAUAGAAAAUACACGGAUGUAAGCAGAGUUUCUGAAUUUACACCAGCAUAAAUGACAGCAAGCUUACACUCAAAUUUGCAUCUGAAUUCCUGCAAGGGGCGGUUGGGAUGUGACUGAAGAGUUUCUCAGUCCUUCUGAGCAAUACAUCCCUCAUGGUUUGUGCCCCUGAGCAGGGCCAGAAGCACCUGAUGCUUCUAUGGGGGCGCUCUGUGCUCGGGCUCUACAAGAAGGUGGCUAUGGUUAAGUCAGGCCUCCCAGCUGCUCAGGCUUCCUAAAUACUGCCAGCCUUGCAUUUUGUCAAAGCUGCCUGUUUGUUCCUGUGGGAAACCCCCCCCGUCAUGGAAGAGUGGCUGCUGGGGAUUUUGCACCCUGCGUUUUAUGAAAACGUCUGAAGCUUUUUCCAUCAGCAGCCCUCAGGCUCUGCGGAGCUGUGUGCCAAGGAAGCUCUGUGCAGCAGGCUGUGUUUGCAGAGCUGCAGGCGGUUCCGUUCCCAAAAUGUCCUUGGGCGGACUGUUGGCUCGUGGGUUGCCAUGCCAACAGAACACAGAGAGCAGCGGUGGAGCUCCUCAGGCACUGCCAGCCACCACCUAACUGCGCUCCCCCAGUCCUCCCCCAGUCUGGGAAGGGCAUUUCCAAGGUGACAGCUUCUUUUUCCAGAGGUCAAAACAAUGGACAAUGAAAACGAAAGUGCUGCCACUGAGAAGGUAGCACACACGAUUGUGAAAAAGGCAAUACAUACUGCGCAGGAAUAUUAUCUAAAUAAUGUGCAGGAAGAAGAAGGUAAGGAGCUUGCUCUAUUUGCCACGUCUUACCGUGUGUCAGAGCUUUCCCAGAAGGAUUUUCACAGCAUUUUAUCCUUUUCAGAAGCUGAAUACGCCGUCAGAAAUAUUCAGUGGACAACAUGUGAAGACUUCUCAGUGGAGAGGGGACAGCAGCAAAUCGAAGAAUACAUUUCCCAGACAUGGGAGCUUCACAAGAGCUGGCUUCACUGCUCGGAGUUUCUCUGGGAAGAAGAUCUGCAGUACAGCAAGAAGUACCACUAUAGAGUUCUCUGGAGCAUCCCAACACGCAGAAAACCCAUCCCACUAGCAACAGCAAGCACCUAUUUUGUGAUAGAGAUCUCAAAAAUCAAACCUGCCACCCUGCCUGUGGAGGUAUUCUUCUUUCUGGAGUCCAGCAGGCUGAUUCACAGACCAGAGCACUGUCGAUUUAGAGAAAAGUGGUUGAAGGACAUCAUUGAAAAUAAAAUCAUACUCAGAGAAAGGCUUAAAUUACCAUGAACAGCUCCAACUCUGUUGGUAUUUUGAGGAGAAUCAACGUGAUGAAGGAAAAAAGGUUAUUUCUUCUUAACUUGUGGAUUAACUUGUAGGUAUGCAAGCAGAAUUAAAUCAAUGUUAAACUA